CCGGCCCGGCCCCGCCCGCCGCCUCCUUCCGGAACCCGCGAGCCCAACUUCGCGCCAAGUUCGGCUCGGCAUCUGCGGGAGCCAUGCCGAUGAUGACCAGGAACGUCCUUCUGGACCUGGAGCAGGAGGAGGAGGACGAAGACGACGGCGAAAUCGGUGAUGCGUCUGCCUCCAGGCGGCCCUUUCUGGCCCCUCACAGCCUCCUCCCAUCCAGUCUGGUGCUGGAGACCUUUGAGCAGAGCGUCAGCUCCAGCUUCGGAUCCCCGGACAGCCUGCAGGAUUUCCGGUCCCCGGCCUUUGAGGAAUUCAAUGGAAAACCCGACUCCCUGUUUUUCAACGAUGGCCAGAGAAGGAUCGACUUUGUUCUUGUGUAUGAAGAUGAAACCAAAAAAGAGCCCAAUAAGAAGGGCACAAAUGAGAAACAAAUGAAAAAAAGGCAAAGGUACGAGUCGAACCUCAUGUGCUGCGGCCUGGAGCUGGAAGCGACACGCUCGGUGCUGGACGACAAGCUGGUGUUUGUGAAGGUGCACGCGCCGUGGGACGUGCUGUGCACCUACGCGGAAAUCAUGCACAUCAAGCUGCCGCUCAAGCCCAACGACCUGAAGUCCCGGUCCUCGGCCUUCGGCACCCUGGGCUGGUUCACCAAGGCCCUGCAGGUGGAUGAGAGCAUCAUCAAGCCGGAGCAGGAGUUCUUCACGGCCCCGUUCGAGAAGAGCCGGAUGAAGGACUUCUACAUCGUGGACAAGGAUGCCUUCUUCAACCCGGCCACCAGGAGUCGCAUCGUGCACUUCAUCCUCUCGCGCGUCGAGUAUCAGUCGGUGAGCGUGAAAAAGUUUGGGAUUAACAGACUCGUGAGCUCAGGCAUCUACAAGGCGGCCUUCCCCCUCCAUGACUGCAGGUUCCGCUACCGCUCAGAGGACCCCAGCUGCCCCAACGAGCGGUAUCUGCUGUACCGGGAAUGGGCGCACCCCCGGAGCAUAUACAAGAAGCAGCCACUGGACCUCAUCAGGAAGUACUACGGAGAGAAGAUCGGGAUCUACUUCGCCUGGCUGGGCUACUACACUCAGAUGCUGCUGCUGGCCGCCGUGGUGGGCGUGGCCUGCUUCCUGUACGGCUACCUGAACCAGGAGAACUGCACGUGGAGCAAGGAAGUGUGUAACCCCGACAUCGGAGGCCAGAUCGUCAUGUGUCCACAGUGUGACAGACUCUGUCCCUUCUGGAAGCUCAACAUCACCUGUGAGUCCUCGAAGAAACUCUGUAUCUUUGACAGUUUCGGGACCCUGAUCUUCGCAGUGUUCAUGGGAGUAUGGGUCACCCUGUUCCUGGAGUUCUGGAAGCGGCGCCAGGCCGAACUGGAGUACGAAUGGGACACGGUGGAGCUGCAGCAGGAGGAGCAGCCGCGGCCCGAGUAUGAAGCACAGUGCACCCACGUGGUGAUUAACGAGAUCACACAGGAGGAAGAGCGCAUCCCUUUCACUGCCUGGGGGAAGUGUAUCCGCAUCACGCUCUGUGCCAGCGCCGUCUUUUUCUGGAUCCUGCUGAUCAUUGCCUCGGUGAUUGGGAUCAUCGUGUACCGGCUGUCGGUGUUCAUCGUCUUCUCUGCCCAGCUGCCCAAGACCCUCAAUGGGACAGAGGCCAUCCAGAAGUACCUGACCCCGCAGACGGCCACGUCCAUCACCGCCUCCAUCAUCAGCUUCAUCAUCAUCAUGAUCCUGAAUACCAUCUAUGAGAAGGUGGCCAUCAUGAUCACCAACUUCGAGCUGCCCAGGACGCAGACUGACUAUGAGAACAGCCUCACCAUGAAGAUGUUCCUGUUCCAGUUCGUGAAUUACUACUCCUCUUGCUUCUACAUCGCCUUCUUCAAGGGCAAAUUCGUGGGCUAUCCCGGGGACCCUGUCUACUGGCUGGGAAAGUACAGGAAUGAGGAGUGUGACCCCGGCGGCUGCCUCCUGGAACUCACCACCCAGUUGACGAUCAUCAUGGGCGGGAAAGCCAUCUGGAAUAACAUCCAGGAGGUGCUACUCCCGUGGAUCAUGAACCUUAUCGGCCGGUAUCACUCGGUCUCGGGACCGGACAACCUGACCCCGCGCUGGGAGCAGGACUACCACCUGCAGGCCAUGAGCACGCUGGGGCUCUUCUACGAGUACCUUGAAAUGAUUAUUCAGUUUGGCUUCGUCACCUUAUUUGUGGCCUCUUUCCCACUGGCCCCCCUGCUGGCCCUGGUGAACAACAUCCUGGAGAUCAGAGUGGACGCGUGGAAGCUGACCACCCAGUACAGGCGCCUAGUGCCAGAGAAAACCCGGGACAUUGGCGCAUGGCAGCCCAUCAUGCAAGGAAUAGCCAUUCUGGCCGUGGUGACCAACGCCAUGAUCAUCGCUUUCACGUCGGACAUGAUUCCCCGCCUGGUGUAUUACUGGUCGUUCUCCGUCCCGCCGUAUGGGAACCACACCGACUACACCAUGGAGGGUUACAUCAACAACACCCUGUCCUACUUCAACAUCGCUGACUUCAAAAACAGAAGCAAGGGAAACCCGUACACGGGGCUCGGGAACUACACCACGUGCAGGUAUCGUGACUUCCGGUACCCGCCCGGGCAUCCCCAGGAGUACAAACACAACAUCUACUACUGGCACGUGAUCGCAGCCAAGCUGGCCUUCGUCAUCGUCAUGGAGCACAUCAUCUACUCGGUCAAGUUCUUCAUUUCCUACGCAAUCCCAGACGUGUCCAAAACCACCAAGAGCAAGAUCAAGAGGGAGAAGUACCUGACCCAGAAGCUGCUGCACGAGAGCCACCUGCAGGACAUGACCAGGUCCAUGGGGGCCAUCGCAGAGAAGGUGGUGGAAGCUGUGGAUCCCAGCCGACACCCCAAGGUGGAGUGAGAACCCCGCAACCCUAGAGGGACUUUGAGAAAUCAGUUCUGUCAGAAUAGACAGCCAAUCACCCAUGACAAUGUCAAGUGCAAUCACCCCGCCAUCUCCACACGUGUCUUCCGCCAGCCAGGCAGCAGCCACAAGGGACAGAAAGCUGCCCACCUGGAGAGCCCAGUGUCCCCUGCGCGGGCAUCUUGGGAUUCUGGCGACCCUUUCUCCUGUCCCCCAUCCAUCCCCCUGGGCUCUCCAGCUGCGAGCGCCUUCGCCUCCAGGUGCUUCUCAUUCUCCACCCGUUCCGGUGUCACCUGCCACUGCGUCAUUGUCAGGGACCCAACCUACUCCCUGUGAUCGCCAAGAGCCAGCACAGCACUCGGGGUGUGCACCCUGCUGUGUGGCUGGUGGGAGGACAUGGGGACCCCACGCCUCAUUUUUGUCCAUUGCGAGGCAAGCAGGCACCCCUGUGAGCUGGCUUGAAGCUUCCCUGUGCCAACAGCAGCACCACCUCUGCCUGCCGGCAUGUUAGGUGCAGGCUCCCCCAGCGCUGUCGCACGGGAGGAACAUGACGGAAGUUGGCCGAGGAACAGCCUCACAGGAUAUGGCUCAGGCCAGCCUGGAUCAUCAGUGGACUUCCUCCCAAGGCAGAGAAAAUCUGCAUUAGUGACACUCUCAUUUUCAUCAUCAUCACAGCUUGGGAAACACAUGCCCAUCUCCAGAUCCCCACCACGGGCCUUACUUGAGCACCACCCUUUUGACACCAACCUUGACUUAGCAGCCUGAGGAGGGGCACCGCCUUGCACAACCCAGUCUCUGCUUCCCCGACCUCUGGGCUGACAUGCACCAUGCCAGCACAGCACAGACAGCCUGGAUCUCCACAGUGCCUGCUGCCUCCAGUUGGAGAAGGGCUGGGCCACCCUCCCAGCAUGGCCCAUGCUGUCUGGGAGGGCUGGGUCCCUACUGGCUCUCCCAGAGUGGGGUGGGGUCUGCACCAUGACGGUGCUUAGCAGGAUCCUCCUGUAGGCCAUGGCUCUGGCCCUGGUGUCCAAGGAAUCCUCCCGCCCGAUGCGCACGCUGGAAUAGGUGGGGAGGAGGGUGAGUGAAGUGUCCAUCGGAGGCUCCAUGCGACCGGACAGCCAAGUCCCCAUCGGUUUUCUGGGUGUUGGGAUCAUCCUCAGCCCCUACUGAUCCCAACAGUGAGAUGGUCACGGGAUCGAGGCCAGCCAUGCGGGUGCACCUGCACAAGCUCCAGCCCCUGUUCCUCGAGCAAGGUGCCUCCCCUCUCGCUACCUCUCUGCUUGGAAUCCCAGGGUUCUGCCUGCUAAGCUCAACCUGGGCAAGCAAAGGCUCUUACCUCCCCUCUGGGCUGCCGCAGUAGUGCAGCUGUGGGAGGGAGGGAACGCCCCCCACGGCUUAGCAAACUGCCUAGAAGCUGAGCAGAGCCCCACACCUCCCGGCUUCCAGAACUGGGAGGGUAGGGCAUGUGGAGCCCAGCUUUGCACCUGCCCGGGGAAGCCUUGGGCACUGUCACCGUCCAGCCUGAGUGGCCCUGUAACCUUAGACCAGGUUCCCCAGGGGUUUUCAAAGAAACCUCCCUGUUGUUUUGUCUUCUAAAUAAAACCAUCGUGUAAGACGUCUGUCACAGGAAUCUUCCUGUCCUGAGUCACAGGGACCUCUAACGGUCAGAGCGUGGCAGGGGAGUCAGGCUGAGCUGUGCCCGGAACCCUGCUCUCACAUCGUUGGCUUGUGUCCCUGCGGUAACAUGUGCAGGGAUCCCAAAUCUAUGCAGGUCGGAAACUCCCUGACGCUUUUCACACACUGUGGCAUAAGGCAAGUCUGUAAUUAAUGUUGGUUAAUUUCUGUGCAUUAUAAUGUUCUUUUAUAAUUAUAAGCAUUGUAAUAAAUUUUGUUCUUACAAACA
Ochotona curzoniae (black-lipped pika) is the source of this 4785-nucleotide messenger RNA. It is a transcript of the gene ANO6, whose product is annotated as anoctamin 6. The transcript is spliced from 21 exons. Gene Ontology annotation, cellular component: plasma membrane. Gene Ontology annotation, biological process: calcium activated phosphatidylserine scrambling; chloride transmembrane transport; calcium activated phosphatidylcholine scrambling. Bases 84 to 2879 code for a protein of 931 amino acids. Lineage: Eukaryota; Metazoa; Chordata; Mammalia; Lagomorpha; Ochotonidae. The record is from RefSeq and is a predicted model, not a curated record. Gene Ontology annotation, molecular function: chloride channel activity; protein dimerization activity.